This is a messenger RNA of Paraglomus brasilianum, 1293 nucleotides long. NCBI's taxonomy places the organism in Eukaryota, Fungi, Glomeromycota, Glomeromycetes, Paraglomerales, Paraglomeraceae. The record is from the annotation of a GenBank genome assembly.
AUGGAGAAGAAAACGUUAAAGAAGAUAUCAAUUCUACUGUUGCUCUGGAUGUUUUGGCCGUUGGUUUUCUUCUGUACUGCACAAUCCGAUGCACCUCGGGCACAAGCGAUCGUUCCGUUGAACCCCAAGAGAGUGUUCAAAGUAACCUAUCACUUAUUAAGUUGUGUAUAUGAUAAUAUCACUGGACCGUUUUUGCCAUCCAUACUGCAAUAUGGAUGGCAUAAGCUGUCUACAGAGCGAAAACCUAGUUCAGUGAGACGGAAUAUACGCUAUGGCACUCGUCCCCGCAAUCGUCUCGAUGUAUAUCUUCCUGAUAGAGUUUCGACUACUGUUCUCAAAAAUAGUCCCACGAUGCCUGUCCCUACAAAUACAACAAUGCAUACUCCGUCGACACAUGAGAAUCCGGUCAUUAUCCUUAUUAGCACGUCUUGGAGUGCCGGAAACAAGUCGACAUGCAUGCCCGUCGCCCAUAAUUUACAGAGUCAAGGAUAUGUUGUAGUCGUCCCUGAUAUAACUCUAUAUCCACGGGGUAAAAUCGCCGAAAUGGUUGCUGAUAUCCAGCAACAAUUCCACGGAGAUCCUUCUCAAAUAUACUUAUUGGGCCACGCAGCGGGCGCGUUGAUAUGCGCAUUAACCAUAGUUCAUGAUGUGUGUGCCAGCCUGGAUGUAUUACCUCCCAACACAACAGAAGUUAACCUUCCGAUAUGGGAUAAUGCAAUACGACGAACACCGAUGCCAAGAGUGCAAGGAUUGAUUCUGUUUUCUGGGAAUUAUGACGUGAUCUAUUACUACGCAUAUUUAUUUCAGAAAGGGCUUGAACAAGUUCACGCAAUGCCACGUGUAAUGGGAAAUUCAUCGGAAACAUUUCUUCAGUGUUCACCAACAUAUCUCCUUCAACAUGCUCUCGCACAAUCCACGAAACGAGAUCAGUUGAAGAUGCUAUUACCACGGAAAAUACUUUUGAUUCAUGGGGGUCAGGAUGCGUUCAACCCCCCAGUGGCGACUCGCACCUUCUUUGAUCUUUUAGUGUCGUCUGGCGUUCCUUCGGUCCAACUAAAACUGUACGAAAAUGAACGCCACAUCAGUCCUCGCAUCGACCUCAUCGUACCCACGAAACGUCUGUGCGCAAUACUCAUCGAGGAUAUUGCAGAAUGCUGCAAGGCUGCAACUGGGGCAGUGAUGAUGCGUGGCUGCUUAAAAGAAGACGACAACAAUCAAAGAAAGGUUGAUGGCAAAGAUAAUAUCGGUAUUAAACCGGUGCAAGAGGGAACUGGUAUUAGGGUACUUGGUUAA